AUGUGGCGCUUCCUCUGCUCUGCGUCCAUAGCGGCACUCCUGUCUCUACCAUCCACAGUCCUCGCCGCCCGGCAGACGCAUCAUCAGUACUACUCCACCAGCGACCAUCUACUGCUAUCCCGCAACCCAUUCGAGCUAUACCCCCGAGACAAGCGACCCGAAGACUGCCCGCCAUGCUUCAAUUGCAACUUGGCAGAUAUGCCCUGCCUGCAGUUCGGCAACUGUACCAAGAGUAGUGGCAAGUGCUCUUGUCCUCCGGGCUUUGGUGGCGACGACUGCAGUCAGCCUCUAUGCGGUGCUCUUCCGGAUGGCAAGGACCGAUUGCCUCGCCAAGGAGACGAGCCUUGUCAGUGCAAAGAGGGAUGGGAGGGCAUCAAUUGCAAUGUGUGCAAGACAAAUCAAGCGUGCAACGCUCUGAUGCCAACGGGAGAAGGCGGUGUGUGCUAUCGGGAAGGUGUGAUGCAGAAAGAGAACUUCCAGAUCUGUGACAUCACGAACAAGAAGAUUUUAGACACGCUGAAGGAGAAGAAGCCAUCAGCCACCUUCAGCUGUAAUGCUGAAAGAGCCGAGUGUAAUUUUCAGUUUUGGGUGGACCAGAGGGAGAGCUUCUACUGUGGUCUGGACACGUGCAGCUGGGAAGCGCAGGCUAGCGCGAACCGAAACACGACCAAGUACAAAUGCGAGAACAUCAAGUGUAAGUGCGUGCCGGGUCGCAUGCUCUGUGGCGAGAAUGGCAGCAUCGACAUUGGAGACUUUCUGGAGGAGGAGAUCAAAGGCCCAGCGGAGUUCAGGUCGACCAGCACUGAUGGUGGCUCGCCGGACGAUGGCAGUGCCUUCUCUGAACCUGGAAUGAAUGGCUUGAUUUCGAGCGUUUUUGGCGACAAGAGCAUCUUCUUGAAGUGCCACAGUGGCGAGUGCCUGUACAAGAAUGAAGUGCCUGGUUACCAACGACCCAUCAAGACCAUCAACACGCCGCUGAUUGCUGGUGUCAUUUCUGGAGUCGCGCUGUUCAUUGUUGCAGUCGUACUGUUGAUCUUCUUUCUCAAUCGACGAUUUGCUGGUCGUAAAUGGGGCUACAUCCAUCUCUCCGAGGACGAGGAGGAAGAGAACGCCAGACUGCUUGCUGACCACAAACCUGCCGCUCUCCUUUUCGAGAACAUCUCCUACAACCUCAAGGGCAAGCAGAUUCUGACCAAUGUCACCGGUGCUGUGCAUCCAGGAGAGCUCAUGGCGAUCAUGGGUGCUUCCGGCGCUGGCAAGACUACAUUCUUGGACAUCCUCGCUCGGAAGAGGAAACGUGGACUCGUCACAGGCGAGGCGUGGUUGAAUGGCGAGAAAGUCUCAGAUGACCAAUUCCAAAACGUCAUCGGCUUUGUCGACCAAGAUGAUACCAUGCUCCCAACACUGACUGUGCACGAGACCAUCUUGGACUCUGCCCUGCUGCGACUGCCAAGAGAGAUGAGCCGUGCGGCAAAGGAGCAGAAAGUGGAAGACAUAGAACGACAACUUGGCAUCUACCACAUCAAGGAUCAGAUCAUUGGUUCCGAGGACUCUGGUCACGGCCGCGGCAUUUCUGGUGGCGAGAAGCGACGUGUAGGCAUCGCUUGCGAACUCGUCACCAGUCCAAGCAUCCUGUUCCUGGACGAGCCAACGUCUGGUCUCGAUGCAUUCAACGCGUUCAACGUCAUCGAGUGCCUCGUUACGCUGGUCAAGACCUACAACAGAACAGUCGUCUUUACCAUCCAUCAGCCACGCUCGAAUAUCGUCGCCUUGUUCGACCAACUCAUUCUCCUCGCCCACGGUCGGACCGUAUACAGCGGUCCCUUCAGAGACUGCCAAAGUUACUUUGACAGCAUCGGCUAUUCCUGCCCGCUUGGUUUCAACAUUGCCGACUACCUCAUUGACUUGACGAUGCACGCCAGCGCUCCCGUCAGCGACGAUGAUGAUCUCGAAGAACAGCUCGCUGAAGCAGACGGAAGGAUCACACGUGCUAGCUCCACCAUGGCGAUCAAGAGCAUUCCGAGCAUCAGCAAUGUGAGCUUGGGCGAGUCGACAGCAUCAGUUGGAGAACCCCUGCUUCGUCCACGCGGGAAAAGAAAGGAUAGCAUACGAAAACAGCAAGAGAGGCAGCUGUACUCCAGAAAGCCUGGCUCCAUCGAGCUUCCGAGUGCCCCAAGCGUCCGUAGUGAUGGCGCUGAUAGCGCGUUCGAAAGAGACAUGGAGGGCAGAGAUCAACAGUGGGUGAGAUUGAACAAGCAGCAAGGCCAGCCGAUACCACACAUCGCAGAAGAUCCAGACAACCUCCCACCAGCCGAAGAAGGCGCGACGGGCACCAACCUAGACCUUCUCGUCUCAGGCUAUCGCAACUCAGAAGUCGCUCAAGAACUUCGCAACGACAUACACAACAUGGUCUCUGGCACCGACAUGAACGGCCACGCAACGGGCACGCCGAACGGCAGUCUAGGCGGCAAAGUCAAAGGCUACCGCAAACCCUGGAUCCACAGACAAUUCAUCAUCCUCUCCUUCCGAACAUGGCGAAACCUCUACCGCGAUCCCAUGCUCAUGCUCACCCACUACGCCAUCGCCAUCGUCCUCGCAGUCUUCACCGGCUUCCUAUUCUACGGCCUGACCGACGAUCUCAAAGGUUUCCAAAACCGCCUCGGAUUCUUCUUCUUUUUACUCGCCCUCUACGGUUUCAGCGCUUUGACAUCUCUCACCGUCUUCGCCCCCGAACGCCUUUUAUUCCUCCGCGAACGGGCGAAAGGAUAUUACGCUCCCCCAGCUUACUACCUUGCGAAACUGGUCUUCGAUAUCGUCCCUCUCCGCCUCAUUCCGCCGAUUAUCAUGGGUUGUAUCGUAUAUCCUAUGACGGGAUUAAUCCCUUCUUGGGGCGAAUUUUUUAAAUUCAUUUUGUUUAUCGUGCUUUUUAAUUUGGCUGCUGCUAUGGUGAUGCUUUUCAUCGGCAUCUGCGUACGUAACCAAGGCGUCGCAAAUCUUUUGGGCGUGCUUGUCAUGCUGUUCAGUUUGUUGUUCGGUGGAUUUUUGUUGAAUCAUGAGACGAUUCCUAAGCCGCUUUUGUGGUUGCAAUCGUUAUCGAUCUUUCACUUCGCCUUCGAGGGAUUGAUUGUUAAUGAAGUCCGAUACUUGUCUCUCGUAGACCACAAGUAUGGUUUGGACAUCGAAGUCCCGGGUUCGGCGAUUUUGUCGAGUUUUGGGUUCGAUGUGCUUGCUUUGUGGAAUGAUGCGAUAGGACUUGCGGCUUUCUGUGGAGUGUUUUUAGUCUUGGGGUACUUGUCAAUACAUUUCUUGUUGGUGGAGAGGAGAUAG
This is a messenger RNA of Pseudocercospora fijiensis CIRAD86, 3327 nucleotides long. Its product is annotated as ABC transporter, ABC-G family WBC-type. The coding region runs from base 1 to 3327 and encodes 1108 amino acids. Gene Ontology annotation, molecular function: ATP hydrolysis activity; ATP binding; ABC-type transporter activity. Gene Ontology annotation, cellular component: membrane. NCBI's taxonomy places the organism in Eukaryota, Fungi, Ascomycota, Dothideomycetes, Mycosphaerellales, Mycosphaerellaceae. The record is from RefSeq and is a predicted model, not a curated record. The transcript is spliced from 2 exons.